CUCAAUCUUUGUCUCCAUCUUGCAGAGGAUCACGGGCAAAUUUACCCGAAUUGCAGUCGGGAAAGUUAUCCUUUAUAACCGAGAAGAGGAAAAGCCUGGCUAAUUAAGGAUUUCACUUGCAAGAAUUCACUAUACACCUGACAACCAUACCAUGUUAGUUAUGGAAAUAGUGAAUAAUGAACAAGUGGUACAUAGCUUAAUGGAGAAGCUGAGACCCCUUGUGGGUUUGCAAGGAGGAGGAGGCGGCUGCUGGGAUUAUUGUGUCAUGUGGAAGCUAAUGUGGGCAGAAGAUCAUUCUCCUCCUCCUCACCUUCAUCAUCAUCUAGACCAAAGCUGCUGCAGGUUCAUAGAGUGGGUCAGUUGCUGUUGUGGCGGAGCUGGAGCUGAUGUUGAUAGAAAUAUUAGUAUCACGGGAGAGGCAGAGCUUCUUAUGUUUCCGGUUUCUGAUCAUCAUGACCAGCGUCAUCCUUGCCGAGAUUUAAUGUUUCAGCAUUCAAGAACCAAAAAUUAUGAUCUUCUAGCUAAGCUGCCUUCUACAAUACCCUUGAUGGAUUCUGAUGACCACGGCACCGGGGUCCAUGCGCAGAGCUUAAUAUCAAACCAACCUACAUGGAUAACUAAUGUACCUAAUUGCUCCAUCCAACUAUCACAAUCAAGUUUCUCAUCCGAAGAAACGAUUGGGACAACGGUUUUGAUUCCUGUACCUGGAGAAGGAGGAGGAUUAAUAGAGUUUUUUGCUGCAAAACAUGUAGCCGAAGACCCGCAACUCAUAGAGUUCGUUAUGACACACUGCAACCUUUCCUGGGAAGAGCAGCAGCAGGAAACAGCAAUCAUGCUGAUGAACACUACUCUAGCUACUUACCAGCAUGAUCAUUACCAUCUUCUCGAUCAUCAGCAUCGACAACCUAUAGCUGAUGAUGAUGGCAGGUUUCAGCAGAAUGUCAGUGGUGGUAACGACAACUACGACAACGACAAUGGAUUAACCAAUCCCGCAGCAAUGUCAAACAUUAAUAAUUUUAACAAUAGUAAUCUCCCAUGGGAUCUUUCUGUUGAUCGAAUUCGCUUGACUAGUAGCUCGUCCUCAUCCCCCUUGAACUUCUUCGGGUGUGGACUAUCAUCAUCAGGGACACAACACCAAGAACAAGUGGAUGGUAAUGCAGUACUGGAUUCACCAAUCAUGGAUGAUAAGGCUCAUCACAAUAUAUCUGGAUUUGCAGAUAUUAUUAAUGUUCCCCUGCUGCAGGAAUCCCUGAUGAAUACUGCUGAUGCAACUAACUUGCACUUUGGCUCUUCAGCCAAUAAUAACAUUGAGUACUCAAUGUCAUCCCGAAUGCCAACAACAACGCCAAUCAAGGGUAGUCCAUCUAAUCAUCUAGCAACAGUGGGAAAGGCUGGAACGGAUAACAGGGAUUCGGAAAAUAAACUAGUGGGGUUGGACACAGGCCGAGCAGAUUCAGUACUCUCAGGUUGUAGUAAUGAUCGGAUAAUUGAGGGAGAAGAUGAAGAUGACAAUAAUACAACAAAUAGGUCAGGGAGGCCCCACCAAUCAAAAAAUCUGGUUGCAGAAAGGAAGAGAAGGAAGAAGCUCAGCGACAGACUGUACAAACUUAGAGCUCUUGUUCCCAAUAUCAGCAAGAUGGACAGAGCAGCAAUUCUUGGAGACGCCAUUGAGUAUGUCCAGGAGUUGCAGAAGCAAGUGAAAGAUCUACAAGACGAGCUGGAAGAUCAGCCUUCAGGAGAUCAUGAUCAGCAUCUUCAGGAUGAUUAUAAUGAACGCAGAAAGAACAAUAAGCAGCAGCAGAUUAGCAGUUGCUUGCAGCUCCAAUUUGAUCAUCACCAAAAUGGAACAUCCGGCUGGCCAACAGCUAAUGAUCAGUAUCAGCAUGAUCACCAGACUGUGGCGGCCACUGGUUCUAAAAUUGGACUUGCUUCUAAUAAUCAUCAGCACCAACAAUAUCUAGCAGGCCCCCCCGCUGCUAGAUGUUCCUCCAUCAGCAAUAAUAAUAAUAAUAAUAACAGCAAUAUCGUCAUAAACUGCAGCCAACAACCAUUGAAUAACAACCAGCAAAGUAGUAGUACUCCUACCUGGGAUGAUUCUCACGGUGAUGACAAACAACAGACGCAACAGAUGGAGCCCCAAGUUGAGGUGAACCAAAUAGAAAGAAACGAAUUCUUCCUCAAGGUUCUCUGUGAGCAUAAACCAGGAGGGUUUGGGAGGUUGAUGGAGGCAAUGAAUUCUCUUGGCUUAGAAGUAACCAAUGCCAACGUCACCACCUUCAGAAGCCUAGUUUUGAAUGUCUUCAAAGUCGAGAAAAGAGACAAUGACGAAAUGGUACAAGCAGACCAUGUUAGGGACUCGUUGCUAGAAAUAACUCGUGACAGGAUGAUGGGAGGAUGGCCGAAACAAAUAGUUGAUGAUCAAGUAGGUUUGGAUAUCAACAGUAAUUAUGAUCAUGACCAGCACCACCACCAUGAGCAUGGCUACGGUUGCCAUCCUAUCUCACUCCUGCAUCACCACCACCAAGGAUAGUUUGGUUUAACAAGUGACGGGGGAAUUGCCUCUGUAGUUCUUAUGGACACUCUUAUUUCGUCAAUCAUGAACUUCACUAAAGUUUUGUUUACUACAAUACUUAUAAAUUCUAUAGGUAAUAUGAUUCUACCCCUUUACAAUCCUGGUUUAUUGAUUUAGUUUAUAGAGUAUAUCGUAC
Molecule: messenger RNA, 2708 nt
Organism: Papaver somniferum (opium poppy)
Lineage: Eukaryota; Viridiplantae; Streptophyta; Magnoliopsida; Ranunculales; Papaveraceae
Product: transcription factor TDR-like
Exons: 10
Coding region: 152-2530 (792 amino acids)
Biological process (GO): regulation of DNA-templated transcription
Cellular component (GO): nucleus
Molecular function (GO): protein dimerization activity; DNA-binding transcription factor activity; sequence-specific DNA binding
Source: RefSeq, a predicted model, not a curated record